Coregonus clupeaformis (lake whitefish) is the source of this 1364-nucleotide messenger RNA. RefSeq lists its product as uncharacterized. NCBI's taxonomy places the organism in Eukaryota, Metazoa, Chordata, Actinopteri, Salmoniformes, Salmonidae. The transcript has 6 exons. Bases 198 to 1364 code for a protein of 388 amino acids. The record is from RefSeq and is a predicted model, not a curated record.
AACAACGACCAAGAACAAUUUCCACGUUAGCGUUUUUAUUUAGACCUUUAUUAACACCAUGGAACUCAAAAUAUGACUAAUUUAACUGCACAGCAUCAUAUACUUACCCCACGUAGUCUUUAAUUUGCGUUGGAGACAGGACUUGGCAGAUAUAUGUUAUCUAGGUCAUGCUAGCUAACUGCUAACGUCAGCUAACAAUGGCUAACUGUAUGGUUUUUCACACUCAAAUAGCCUCCAUCAUGGAGGUGCUAGCGAAUGCCGCCGUGGCAGAGAUCUGUAAACUCGUAGACGACGAUUAUGCAGUGUUUCGUUUGGAAAUUUCUCAAAGCCAAAAAGAAAACAGGGCAUUGCGGAGGAAACUACAGCUACUGGAACUGAAGGUGACACGAGAUCGCGUCCUCACCAAUCGUUCCAGUAGUGUCAAGAUCCUCGACCGGUACAGAGGAAUGGCAAGAGGUGAAGGACAUCUCACUGGAGGCAACAAGAGCUUUCUGAAGCCAGCGGGACACAAUACAUGGAGCGAUGACCAACCAAUCACUGUUGAUGAGGGGAGUGGAACCUCAACCCAGCACAUUAUCGUGAUAGAGUCUGCAGGUCAUGGGGUCAAGCUGGAGAGGUCUGAAGGAGAGGAGGACCUACGCCACAGCAAAGACAUCCAGACUGGAGCGGCUGGAGCGCCCCCUGUAGCUAUGGAGGACCCCACCACCGCCCCAGCGCAGCCCAGGACUCGACGCAGCAUCACGGAGGAGGAGGAGGGUCCAGAGGUGCUGCUGUUGAAGGAGGAGGGGUGUGAGGAGGGUCUGGGGAACCCUAAGGGGACCAUGGUCAUAGAUGACAACCAGACUACACCUCCUCCUGAACCCACAGUGGAACCAGCUGAGCAGCACACAACCACACACAGUCUCACUGAGUCAGUAGACAUGGAGGAUGGGAAGCCUGAUCUGCUGUUAGUCAAAGAGGAAACGAUUGAAGACGGACCAGAGAGCAUGGACCUGCUGAGUGGACUAAAGAUGGGGGAGCAAGCAGGUGGUUGGCUGGAGGCUAACAGAGGAGACUGGGCGGCCAUCUUGGAUUCCCAGAACCAGACGGGUGCGGCCAAGGGCCCAGGGAACAACAUCACCGAGCAGGCCUGGACCAGGGUGACAUGGUGGAGGUCAGGGGAUGGGACAGCGUCCUCAACUCUGGGCUGGGGAACAACACUGUUAACCACAACAAGAAACAGACAGUCGAACACAAAGCAACAUCCGAACUUAGUCUCCAUGACAACAGACUGGCUGAGACCAGGACGAGGACAUAGAUUUGGUCUGCAGGGUCAGGGAAGUGUCCGUAUGCAGCGGGGAGAGAACAGACACAGACUUGACUAG